Messenger RNA from Penaeus vannamei (Pacific white shrimp), 1205 nucleotides. The record is from RefSeq and is a predicted model, not a curated record. Lineage: Eukaryota; Metazoa; Arthropoda; Malacostraca; Decapoda; Penaeidae.
CAAUGGUUAAUCAGACAAAGGUCAGUGCCGGAGGAGAGGGCCGUGGCACGUUUCUCUCUGCCCUUUCUCUCGACGGAACUCAGGACUCCUGGCGAGAGAGGGGAGAGGGGCUGUGGUGGGACGGCGCAGGGGAGUGUGGCCGCACAGCAGGACUCCCUUCGGAAGAAAAUGUCACUGGGACCUGCGGACGGCGGGCGGCGCGGGCUGGUCACGGCCAGAGGGUCAUCUCUUUGAGUCUGUAUGGCGACAACUCUGAGUACUGGGGUGGGCUCAAGUUCAUCCUCGAAGCCUCCACGAAACUGUACCCCGGGUGGACUGUGCGCCUCCACACGGACCCGCGAGGCCACGAAGCCCGCCUGUGCCCGCUCCUUCGCCGCCACCCCCACCUUCACGUGUGCGACGUGCAGCGGCUCCCCGCGCUCGGCGACGUGCGAGACGUGAACCCGAUGCUGUGGCGGGCGGCGCCCUUGGGAGACCCGCAGGUCGCCACGCUGACCGUCCGCGACGUGGAUUCGGCGCUGCUGCCCCGCGACGCCGAGGCGGUGCAGGAGUGGCUGGCGCUCAACAAGACGUGGCACGUCAUGAGGGACUUCGAGGGCCACGGGUUCCGCAUCCUCGGCGGCCUCUGGGGCGCCCGGUCGUGGUCCCGCCGACACGCCGAGGAGCUGGCGAGGCUCAGGAGCGACCUCUUCGCGUGUGGAAGAGAUCGACCGAGGGCCUGGGGCCAAGACCAGGUCAUCCUUGCAGAAAUCCUUUGGCCGGCGAUGCAGGGAGAUCAAGUGGCUCACGACAGCUACUUCUGCCAGAUGUUCCCCGAAACUCGACCCUUUCCAACGGAGAGACGCAGCGGGGAGUUCGUGGGGGCUAUAAGAUACCGAAAGGACAGGUACCUAAUUACAGUGCAGAACAGAUGCCCGAGGGAAUGCCGGCCGCCAGAGCAUCCAGAAUGGAUAUUUUGCUAAAAAAAAAGAAAGGCAAAACUGCGUAAUUGUUUUCAUUUUUAAUGUUGCUUGACGUUGUGUUUGUGAUUUUAAACGCUGAUAAAUCUGUAUGGUGUCUCGAUGAUAAUUUGCAUGGUGGUAGUUUUCUAAAUGAAGGGACGCAAAUACAAAUUAUGUAAUUUGUAAUUUUUGAUCGUGUUUUUUUACGAUUUAGGAUAAUAGUGGUUGUGGGAGACAUUUUAUUCGUUAUCAAAGGAUUACCAA